Rhineura floridana is the source of this 3546-nucleotide messenger RNA. RefSeq names its product glutamate metabotropic receptor 1 (gene GRM1). Gene Ontology annotation, molecular function: adenylate cyclase inhibiting G protein-coupled glutamate receptor activity; G protein-coupled receptor activity involved in regulation of postsynaptic membrane potential. NCBI's taxonomy places the organism in Eukaryota, Metazoa, Chordata, Lepidosauria, Squamata, Rhineuridae. The record is from RefSeq and is a predicted model, not a curated record. The transcript has 8 exons. Gene Ontology annotation, cellular component: postsynaptic density membrane. Bases 16 to 3546 code for a protein of 1176 amino acids. Gene Ontology annotation, biological process: regulation of synaptic transmission, glutamatergic; G protein-coupled glutamate receptor signaling pathway.
GCUUCUUGCAACAAAAUGAUAAGUGUGCUGCUGAUCUUCUUCCCUGCUAUUCUCCUGGAGAUGGACUUCCUUCCCAAGAAUGCUGGCAGGAACGUUUUGAUCUCAGGUGCUUCCUCCCAAAGAUCAGUGGCCAGAAUGGAUGGUGAUGUCAUUAUAGGAGCCCUCUUUUCUGUCCAUCACCAACCUCCAGCUGAGAAGGUACCUGAGAGGAAAUGUGGUGAGAUCCGAGAGCAAUAUGGUAUCCAGAGAGUUGAGGCUAUGUUUCACACUCUUGAUAAAAUUAAUUCAGACCCAGUAUUGCUGCCUAAUAUCACUUUAGGCAGUGAAAUCCGAGAUUCCUGUUGGCACUCCUCAGUGGCCUUGGAACAGAGUAUUGAAUUCAUAAGGGAUUCUUUGAUCUCCAUUCGAGAUGAGAAAGAUGCUCUCAGCCGCUGCCUGCCUGACCCUUCUUAUAACCACCAGGUCAGGGCCAAAAAACCCAUUGCUGGUGUCAUUGGGCCAGGUUCCAGUUCUGUGGCCAUCCAAGUUCAGAAUCUGCUUCAGCUCUUUGAUAUCCCCCAGAUUGCGUAUUCUGCAACCAGUAUUGAUCUGAGUGACAAAACUUUGUACAAAUACUUCUUGAGGGUAGUCCCAUCUGACAUUCUGCAAGCCAGAGCCAUGCUUGACAUAGUCAAACGUUACAACUGGACGUACGUAUCUGCUGUCCAUACAGAAGGAAAUUAUGGAGAGAGUGGCAUGGAAGCUUUCAAAGAGCUGGCUGCUCAAGAAGGUCUUUGUAUUGCUCAUUCGGACAAGAUCUACAGCAAUGCAGGAGAAAAGAGCUUUGAAAAGCUGUUAAAGAAGCUCCGUGAGAGGUUGCCGAAGGCCAGAGUUGUGGUUUGUUUCUGUGAAGGGAUGACCGUCAGGGGAAUACUCAUGGCUAUGAAACGUCUGGGAGUGCUUGGGGAGCUCCUCUUGAUUGGGAGUGAUGGAUGGGCAGACAGAGAUGAAGUCAUUGAAGGGUAUGAGGCUGAAGCUAAUGGGGGCAUCACAAUCAAGCUGCAGUCUCCAGACGUCGUGUCGUUUGAUGACUAUUUUUUGAAAAUACGCUUGGACACCAACACACGAAAUCCCUGGUUCCCAGAAUUUUGGCAGCACAGGUUCCAGUGUCGCCUUCCAGGACAUCCUCUAGAGAACCCCAACUUUCAAAAGAACUGCACUGGCAAUGAAAGUUUAGAAGAAAACUAUGUCCAGGACAGUAAAAUGGGAUUUGUUAUCAAUGCCAUAUACGCUAUGGCCCAUGGCCUACAAAACAUGCAUCAUGCCCUUUGCCCAGGACAUAUUGGACUGUGUGAUGCCAUGAAACCAAUUGAUGGAAGCAAACUCUUGGAUUUUCUCCUAAAUUCUUCAUUCAUCGGAGUUUCAGGAGAGGAAGUUCGGAUUGAUGAAAAUGGAGAUGCCCCUGGAAGGUAUGACAUCAUGAACCUGCAGCAGAUAGAAUCUAACCGUUACGACUAUGUUCAUAUUGGGACCUGGCAUGAAGGGGUGUUGAAUAUAGAUGAUCACAGGAUUCAGAUGAACAAAAGCGGAAUGGUCCGGUCAGUGUGUAGUGACCCCUGUUUGAAAGGUCAAAUUAAGGUUAUAAGGAAGGGAGAAGUGAGCUGCUGCUGGAUCUGCACAGCUUGCAAGGAAAAUGAAUUUGUGCAAGAUGAGUUCACAUGCAACGCUUGUGAACUAGGAUGGUGGCCCAAUGAAAAACUGACAGGCUGUGAACCCAUCCCUGUAAAAUAUCUACAGUGGAGUGACAUAGAAUCCAUUGUGGCUGUGGUCUUCUCUUGCCUGGGUAUCCUGGUCACCAUGUUUGUUACACUUAUAUUUGCACUCUACAGGGACACCCCUGUUGUCAAAUCCUCUAGUCGGGAGCUCUGCUACAUUAUACUUGCUGGGAUCUUCCUUGGCUAUAUCUGUCCCUUUACCCUUAUUGCUAAGCCCACUGUCACUUCGUGCUACCUCCAACGCCUCCUUGUGGGGCUUUCUUCUGCCAUGUGCUACUCUGCCCUUGUCACCAAAACCAAUCGCAUUGCACGCAUCCUGGCAGGCAGCAAGAAAAAAAUUUGCACCCGCAAACCACGCUUCAUGAGUGCUUGGGCCCAAGUAGUCAUUGCCUCCAUCUUGAUCAGUGUGCAGCUGACGUUGGUGAUUACCCUGAUCAUCAUGGAACCCCCUUUCCCCAUCCUUUCCUAUCCCAGCAUCAAGGAAGUCUUCCUGAUCUGCAACACCAGCAACUUAGGUGUGGUUGCCCCUGUGGGCUACAAUGGACUCCUUAUCAUGAGUUGCACUUACUAUGCCUUCAAAACUCGCAACGUGCCCGCCAAUUUCAAUGAAGCUAAGUACAUUGCCUUCACUAUGUACACAACGUGUAUCAUCUGGCUGGCCUUUGUACCUAUUUACUUCGGGAGCAAUUACAAGAUCAUCACUACUUGCUUUGCAGUGAGCCUGAGUGUGACAGUAGCCUUAGGGUGCAUGUUCACUCCCAAAAUGUACAUCAUCAUUGCCAAGCCUGAGAGGAAUGUCCGCAGUGCCUUCACCACUUCAGAUGUGGUGCGUAUGCAUGUUGGGGAUGGAAAGACACCUUGUAGGUCCAACACAUUCCUCAGCAUAUUCCGGAGGAAGAAGCCAAGCACUGGAAACCCAAAUUCUAAUGGCAAGUCUGUGUCAUGGUCUGAGCCGGGCGGAAUACAAGUUCCCAAGGGACAGCAUAUGUGGCACAGACUCUCGGUGCAUGUGAAGAGGAAGGAGCCAGGAUGCAAUCAGACCGCAGUGAUCAAGCCCCUAACUAAAAGCUACCCAGGCCAAGACAAGAGCCUGACUUUUUCAGAUAUCUGCAGUAAGACUCUGUACAACGUGGUGGAGGAAGAAGAAGGUGAGCCAGUGCGCUUCAGCCAACUAAAUAGUCCUUCCAUGGUUGUGCAUAGGCGAGUGAUGGUGACACCUCCACUGCAGGCAUCAGCAGAGGAAACCCACCUGUUCUUGUCUGAGCAGAGUCCCAAAAACCUACCACAACCACCACCGAGAUCCAUUAUGGAGCAGCUGCAAGGUGUGGUCAACAAAUUUGCUGCUGGCAUACCUGACUUCAACUCCGUGAUCCCUGCACCCGGUGCUGGGAAUGGAGUUAGGCCUAUCUAUCCUCCAUUAUUGCAGCAGCAGGUGUUGCCACUCCAAAUGGGCACAUUCAGCAAAGAGACAGUUUCGCCCCCAGCUGAGGAAGAAGGGGAGGAGGAGGAAGAAGAAGAAAAUGAACGAUUUAAGCUCAUCCAAGAGUACGUGUAUGAGCGGCCAGGGAACUUAGAAGAGGAUGAAGACGAGGAAGAGGAGCAGGCAACCAGCAAAUUGACUCUGGAAGACUCACCAGCACUGACGCCUCCAUCUCCUUUUCGAGAUUCAGUGGCUUCAGGCAGUUCUGUGCCCAGCUCCCCGGUAUCAGAAUCAGUGCUUUGCAUGCCUCCUAUUACAACCUAUGCCUCUGUUGUCCUGAGGGAUUAUAAGCAAACUUCAUCAACCCUGUAG